CUUGUUUUAUUUUUUUUCUUCUCCAGGGGGGGGAAGUCGGAGCUGUAGUUGUUGGCCGUGUCCUGGGACCAGAACUAUCGACCGCCCCUCAAAGAAAGCCCCGAUAAGAUAUCGCACAACGUGAUUCGUCGCCAGCUCCCCUUCGCCGCGUUGUUUUUAAUGGGAAAGCUCAGGUCGACAUAGUGGACGCCGCGAUGUCUUGGAACUGGAACAGCCACAGGCUACCGUUUCUGCCGGGAUACACCUUUCGGGAUGUGACGAAGUCGGACUACCAUCGGUCCCAGACACUGGGCUAUAGAAAUGGCUACGCUCUGUCCCGUCGUCCAAAUGUUGGCAUCGGACAAGAUCCACUUCUGUCAGAGCAGUUGAGAAACCAGGAGUUCAGCAAGUUGACCUUAGAAACAGCGGACAUUACUUAUGGCCCCUUUGAGAAGAGCCUGCCUGAUGAAUUCGUCCCGGCUCACGUGGCCCUUGACAAGAAGGUGCUGCGCUUCAACGCGUACUUUGAGGAGGAGGUCCGGUUUUCCUCGGAGGACGUGUGCCGCGUGCGCCCCGUGAUCAUCUACUACUACCUGGAGGACGACAGCAUGUGCAUCUUCGAGCCCCUGGUGAAGAACUCCGGGAUACCGCAGGGAAAACGGCUCAAACGGCAACGACUGCCCAAGAAUGAACGCGGCGAGCGCUACCGGUGGAAAGACCUGAACAUCGGCAUGGACCUGGAGGUGUACGGGGUCAAGUACCACAUCACACAGUGUGAUGCGUUUACAAAGGAAUUCAUGGAAAGCGAGGGCAUGGUUCUGAACGACCCUCAGCCGAUGCCAGUCGAUCCUUAUUGCAAAACUCGUAAAAAAGUCCCAAAGCCUUGCCACAAAACGCCCUCUGACGUCGACCGCACCUACCAGUUCCUCAAUAUGGACCGCAUGGUGCUGCGUUUCUUCGCAAUGUGGGACAACAGUGACUCUCUGUACACAGACACCAUGCCGGUCUCCAUCCAGUAUUACCUUGUGGACGACACGGUGGAGAUCAGAGAGGUUCAUCAGCCCAACAGCGGUCGAUAUCCCUUCCCUGUCCUGAUGCACAGACAGAGGCUGCCCAAGAAGCUCAAACCACAGCCCUUCCCCAGCUGUGUGCUGGAGGUGUCAAAAGACGAGGUGGACGAGUACUUCUCACCCAAAGACUUUAAGCUGGGUCAGACGAUACGGCUGCUGGGCCGUCAACUCUUUCUGCAGGACUGCGACGGCUUCACUAAAGAGUAUUUUGACAAGAACCACCCCGACGUAGAGAUGGAACCAGUCAUAGAACCGAAGAAGGUCGACCUGCUUCAGGACACAGAGAAGGAGAUUCCUCCCUACAACGGCUUUGGUUCACUCGAAGAUUCUCUCCAAAACUGUUUGUCUCUAAUUCCCGAGCCUCCCAGACACAAUGUGCUGAAGAUGCUGGAGAACCACCACAAAGUGUUGCGCUACAUCGCCAGAAUGGACUCCCAAAAUCCCGAUGACGAAGGGCGACGCUUCAUUCUGUCCUACUUCCUGUCCGACGACAUGAUCAGUAUAUUUGAAAAGCCCACUCGCAACUCCGGCAUCAUGGCCGGCAAGUUCCUGGAAAAGACGCGCGUCCCCAAGCCGGGCUGUACCGUGGACCAUCCUGAGUUCUACUCACCGGCAGACUUGGCUAUUGGAGCCACUGUGGACGUUUUCAGCCACCGCUUUGUGUUGACCGAUGCUGACCAGUACGUUCUCACCUACCUGGAGUCCAUAUCGAGCCAGAUCCCUUGUCAGACGCUGGAGUCUAUGCGUCAGAAGCUGGGGACAAGAAAUAACCAGCCAGGUGACCAAAAUGGUGAUGAAGUAGCAGAGCCGUCCUCCUGAUGCCAGCGAUAGGGUGAAGACAAGCCGUUGAAGAACACUUAAAGGGGCACAUUCAAGCCUAAGUCUGCAGCGACUGAGUCCCCCGUAACUUCUCGGGACAUGAGUCGACCAGGAGCCCGGUGGCCAGCUGGCCUCCGGUUCCCCCCGUUGUUUGCUGUUGAGACAGACCUUAGCCUGGGCUAAGGCCGCUGUCCAGUCUGUGUGUUAAUCUUAGGUGGAUUUGAGUUUUUUGGUCCGAGGAGAGGCUCCGUUCUCCGCUUUAAGAACGCCAUUUUCAUGGUGACCAACUGGCAGGGAGAGAGGGAGGUGAGAAGUCAGGAUGUCUACUAAGGCAGAACAUUUACUGUGAUCUAGACAAAUGAAAAAAACAAACAGGGGAAAGCAUGACAAGUCACAUUCCUGAUAUUUAUGUUGUGAAACUGUUAUUGCUUUUCAUUGGGUGACUACGUCGGUAUAUUUUUACGAAACAUGUUUUGGUGCUUAUUACUUACGCGAGUCUCUCUUGAGUGUCCGUAGGGGUUGUUUUGGGGCAGCCUUCUUGCGGAGAGCCUGCUCGUGUCUGAACUCCCUCCAGCGCCUCAGCUGGAAGCGGAUGAACUUCCAGAGGAGCCAAGAUUGGGUCAAACAUACCAGCAGUAGAACGAUCAUCCUGACGGGGGCCGAGGCAAGAAGAUUAGUGCUGUUGUGCGUUUGAACUGGCCAAAUUAAAUUAAUUACUUUCUGGCCUUGACGUGUGUUAUUGAACGAGACGCAGAAUAUUUCUGUCAGGGUUUUAGAGUAACUGAUGAUUUUGCUGAUAGAUUUGCUCUGGAUGCCUCUUUUGCCUCCACAUGUUUUACUGUAUUGUCAUAAAAGAAUAAAACAUUAAAACAA
Messenger RNA from Scophthalmus maximus (turbot), 2741 nucleotides. It is a transcript of the gene efhc1, whose product is annotated as EF-hand domain (C-terminal) containing 1. Gene Ontology annotation, molecular function: alpha-tubulin binding. Gene Ontology annotation, biological process: mitotic spindle organization; mitotic cytokinesis; cilium-dependent cell motility. Bases 195 to 1868 code for a protein of 557 amino acids. The record is from RefSeq and is a predicted model, not a curated record. NCBI's taxonomy places the organism in Eukaryota, Metazoa, Chordata, Actinopteri, Pleuronectiformes, Scophthalmidae. The transcript is spliced from 11 exons. Gene Ontology annotation, cellular component: mitotic spindle; axoneme.